AUGGCUCCCUCCCCGUUUCGCCUUCCCAAGUCGCGUGAUCGCGCCGCUGGCGGUUCCUGUUGGCUGCAGCCGCGCUCGGGAUUGCGAUCCGUGUGCCUGCUAGCAGCCUGCGCGGCGGCGCUGGUUCCGCUGCUUGUCUCAUUCUCGGCCUUGAAUGCAACGUAUCAAGACACUUUGGAGCCGCCCAUAGCAAUGUGUCUGGUGGGGUCGGCGCGGGCCUUUGAGGCAACGGGCCCUUCACUGCUGCGCCACCUGCUGCUGCCCUCCGCGCAACCCUCCUCCCACCCCUCACACCGCUCCUCACACCUCUCCCACCCCCCACACCACCCCUUACACCUCUUCCUGCACGCGCCUCUGGACGAAACCACUGCCAAACUUGGCUUAUUUGGAGGAAUCAAGGGGGGAGGGUUUGGGGCAGGGUUUGGGGCAGGGGGGCUUGGAGUAGAGGGUGUGACUAUAGCGAGUGUGAAGAUCUUCCCGAGCAGUGAUUUGGACGAGACAGACAACAGGAAAAGGGCGCUCAACUGGGAGUCCUCGCCUCAGGGCUUGCAGGGACUGCUACAGUACUUCCGCCUGGUGGAGGGGUGCUGGGACAUGAUCCAAUCGUUUGAAGCCACGUCAGCACCGCCCCUGCGCUACAGCUGGAUCGUGAGAGGGUGCAUGCUGUGGCGUGAACGGGUGUAUAGUUGGUGGUGUAUAGAUGGUGGUGGUGGUUCAGGCGAUACUGUGUGUGGUGGACACUCAGCAGCAGCAUUGAGGCGGCUGAGUGCGUUGGAUAAGAUGGUGGCUGUUGGAUAA
Molecule: messenger RNA, 798 nt
Organism: Closterium sp. Naga37s-1
Lineage: Eukaryota; Viridiplantae; Streptophyta; Zygnematophyceae; Desmidiales; Closteriaceae
Source: the annotation of a GenBank genome assembly